AUGGCUACCAGCAGUAUAGCCUCCGCCGCGUGCGGAUUUGUGGUGGCCCCGAACGUUCCAUCCAGCUCGACCGCCGUCAAGAGCAGCAUGGUGUUCUUCUCCUCCUCCUCCAGGAUCAACCGGAGCCCGAGGCUAGUGGUGCAGGCGGCCGCCGCCGCCGAUGAGACGGCGGCGCCGGCGCCAGCGGCCUCCACCGCCGGAGCCCCUGCUGCCGAAGCCCCCAAGGCCGCCAAGCCGCCUCCGAUUGGCCCGCCGAGGGGCUCGAAGGUAAGGAUUUUGAGGAAGGAAUCAUACUGGUACAAAGGUGUAGGCUCGGUUGUUGCCGUUGACCAGGACCCAAAAACCCGGUACCCGGUGGUGGUGAGGUUCAACAAGGUGAACUAUGCAAACGUGUCGACGAACAAUUACGCGUUGGAUGAAGUAGAAGUUGUUACAUGA
Molecule: messenger RNA, 438 nt
Organism: Striga hermonthica
Lineage: Eukaryota; Viridiplantae; Streptophyta; Magnoliopsida; Lamiales; Orobanchaceae
Source: the annotation of a GenBank genome assembly